Anneissia japonica is the source of this 3807-nucleotide messenger RNA. Its product is annotated as disks large 1 tumor suppressor protein-like. Gene Ontology annotation, molecular function: protein binding. The transcript has 4 exons. The coding region runs from base 384 to 737 and encodes 117 amino acids. NCBI's taxonomy places the organism in Eukaryota, Metazoa, Echinodermata, Crinoidea, Comatulida, Comatulidae. The record is from RefSeq and is a predicted model, not a curated record.
AUCACUUCCGCGUCUGCCGCCAUCUUGCAGUUCACAGGGAUUUCGCCGUGGUUUUGAAUCGAGAUUUUAGGAAUUCGCACGGAUUGUGGCUCAUGCAAGAGGAAGGAGCUGACUUCAUAUUUUAAAAAGCGAUCGGACUUUAGUUAUUUAUGCUGAUUUAUUGCCGUUAUAAGUGUGUUAUAUGCCUUUUGCUCUGGCAGAGCGAGCUUCAAUACUUUGCAAAAGUUUCGACAGGCCUAGCAAAACAGGAUUGCUAGCGGGUGUGACCCCGUGUGCGCUCUAGCGAAGAAAGUGAGAUACGUUGCUUGCGAUAACCGUCGAGUUUGUGAAUACCUUUUGGAUACAUACUUUGUUCUAACUUUGAAUUAUCUUUCUGUAAAACUAUGCCAGUUCGUAAACAAGAAGCCCACAGGGCUUUGGAAUUACUCGAGGACUACCACUCAAAAUUGAGUAAGCCAAGCGACAGACCUUUAAGGAAUGCUAUUGAAAGGGUAAUCCGCAUCUUCAAAAGUCAUCUGUUUCAAGCGUUACUUGAUAUUCAGGAUGCAACUGUUAUUACAGCCAAUGACUCAAAUAUUCAAGAAUUUUAUCAAGCAACGUUGAUGGAUGUUGAGAAGUCCCUGCUCCAGAAAAUACAAGAAACAAAUCAAGUUGCAGACCAUUAUGAACAUCAACAGUCACUCUCAACGCCAACAAUCACGAAAAACAAUGUACGUUACUUUUAUGAUUAUUUUUAGACGAAUUGUUUCAUUGUUCACAUAAAUACACCCAAGGCCAAUGUUUGAAUCCUAAAUUGUAAAUUUAUUUUUGGUAUCUCACUCAAUUAAGGAGUACAAGUACGGACAAUGUACUCGAACGAAAGCACUUUAUUACUACGAAGAGAGGCGAUACAGAAGCAACAAGAACCGCCUGUAAUUUUAAAAUUAAAUGUAGUCGUAGUUUGAACUAAAAUUUUAACUAGUUACAAAUUAACUGUGACCCAUAUCAUACAACUUUUUCAAAGUUAUAGCUACAACUAAAUCAGGCCAUAUGAAAACAUAGCAUUCACUCUUCCUGGCUAUGAAAAAUAAGAAUGCUGAUAAGAAGAAUUUCCUGUCUGCUGCCCUCUAUAUGAAACAUUAUGCUCCAAUGAACAGAUUCAGAUGAAACCUGACAGACCUUAUUGGAACACAUUAAUUUUGCUGGCUUAAAUGAGAUAAAUUCAUAAUUGAGAAUGUAAACAAUGGUACUGGAUCUGAUGGACUGCAAUUAACCUGUUUAUGAGCCAAUUCCCAAAUGUAUUCCAUGUUAUUCUUAUUCUUUUUUUGAUUGAUAUGCCCAGUUUCAGAUGUUGAUGACCCUAGUCCUCCAAAGCUAAAUUGUAUUUAAACUGGGUAUUUUUUAUUGGUUUAUGCUUUUGUCAUUUACAGAUUUGCUUUGAAAAAAAAUGUGAUUUGUGAUUCUUUUUCUUUUUAAGAUACUUUUUAAAAUUCAAGAAAUUCCAGAUUUCAUUAGCUGCUUUUUCUAAACCUUUAUUUUAAUGCUUAGCUUUUAUAAGCAUACAUAAUUACUGAUAAUAUCUCCACUUUCUCAAUUGUAUUUUAGUAUAUUAUUUGUUUACAAAAUAUUUUAAUCAAUAAUUUGUUAUUAAUAUUAUUGUCAGAGGAAAAUUAUUGUAGUUUCCAUACUUUAGUUGUAUACCCAGUUUUGAGGUCCAGGGAUCGCGACUCUAGUGAGGAACUCUGGAUCCCACGUUUGGGCAAGAAGCCAUCCAUAUUACAUUUGGGGUCACUGUUUUUAAUAAGCAUUUUGACAGUCUGAAAAUGCCUUCUGGGUGUCAAUAAAUGCUGUUCUUUAAAUUUGCUUACCUCAGUCCCAAACCUGGUAGGGCUAAGGUGGGUAUGUAUUUCCUGUAAUAGGAUACCUUAAACCCCUCAGGGGAUACUGACGCUGAACCUCCACUGUUCAUAGUAUUUUAUAAAUUCUUUUGACAUAUGUCACCAUUCUGCAGAAACUUGUUUACAUACCAUUUCAUGAAUAUUUAUAAGUAUAAAUUAGGAAUAUUUAUAAGUAUUGAACUGGGUGUCUGAUUUGAUGGUAUACUCUUGAUAUAUAGCUUGAAGGAUGUUUUGAUGGACAGGUUAAGCCUGAUUGACACCAUCCAGUCGCUUCUAAUCAGCGCAAAGUAAAUUUGCUUUUGCUGCCAACCCUUUUUUUAAGAUUCUCAAUAGGUAAAGUGCUUGCAAAUACUGGACAAAAUAUAGACAUUAGUAUUUCCAAAGAUCUGAUAAACACAAAAUAGUACUCCCCGCUAUUCUAUGUGUAACAAAAUGCGCUAUUUUAGUUAACGAUAUAUCUGAUGUCAAAACUGAAAAGUAUUCACUUUUGUAGGGGGAUGCUGUACACUGUAUUGUAAUUACCGAAUUUGCACACAGAAAUCGCAGAGAACGCUGUCUUGUAAUUAUAAGAUAUUUAGUAAUACUAAUACUUUACUUUUUUAAAGAAGUUCUUGAAAUAUUUUUUUCCUUUUAAAUUCUUUAAAAUUAUAUUUUAUAUAAUAAUCUGUUACCCUUAGUUUAUGGAGGAAUACUUUUAUAUGUAUUACUCCAGAAACAUUUUAUAUUUAUUUUAUUUUAGUGCAAUUUUUUUAGUUGUAUUUGAAAACAUGUAACCAUUGCUUUGUACGCCAAUAGAGGGAGCUCUUGAAUUUGUUGCAAUACAAUUUUUUUUUCUUUUAAAGUAAUUUCUUUGAUUACAAUUUAAUUAGCAAUUUGUUAUAAGGUCUUAUAUGAAAUUAACAUCCAAAUAAAUAAAUGUCUCCUUAUUUAAUGAAUACCAUUUAGUCACUGAUAGAGGGCGCUUUUAUAUAUUUUUUAUUUCAGUGUUCUUUUAAAUUGCAAUUUGCAAUUAUCAAAACGUAUCUCUUUUAUACAAAUCCGUAUUUAGUUACAUAAUUCCGAGUUAUGUUGUUUUAAAAAUUGAAUAGCAAAUUAUCGUAUGGCAGAGAAUCUCUGUAGCGUCUAAUUAUCCAUUAUACGAGGAGCAUUACCAGAACGAGUGUACUCUAAUCAUAAACAAGAUUCAUAUAAUAAAACUUGAUGAUUCAUUUAUUACCAUGGGUACUCGUGAUUGUGAUGACUCAUCUUUUUUUAUUUUGGAUUUUUUAAGGUAAUUUAAUCCUGACACUAGACAGUUAUUUUGUUUAAAAUAAAUUUUGAUGGUUUAUUGUGCAAAAAAAAAAGGGUAGGAAGAGGGGUGGGGAGAUAAUGAGAAUGAUACAAAUUUAUGUAUUUAUGCAAAAAUGUUUUUGAUUGUUAAUUUUGCAUAAAAAAUGUGAAGAUGAUAGUAUGAGUAUAAGGUGCUAGGAAUGGAUUGUACCACUUUUUUGAGAGGAAUGUAUUGUUUCCUAUUAAAAGGAUGACACUUUAAUACCUCAUCUGGUUUUUGAGAGGUAUGAUGUCCUACAGAAUAAAUAGGUAGUGGGUUCAGUUUUUUUCGAUUCUCUUCAUUGUCUUUUCACUCCAAUUUUGGUCACAGUGAUAGGACAAAAUAAUUAUUCUAUAUUAUAUCAUAGUAAAAGUAUAUUGCGUAAAUAAUUACUUUUAAAUUUAUUUUUUACUUGGUAUGUUUAUUCCUGAAUUAUUUAUAUUGUAUCUAUUAAUAAAUAGUUUUGAUGAUAUAGAGCAAUUUUCUGUUUACAUUCUUGUUCCAGGCAAGAUUGUACUUGAACCUUGCUAGAGAGCCAAUAAUGACUACUUAUUUAUUGACUGUGUUAUUGAAAUCUAGUGGAAUAAAUGUUUUUCAAGAAACAUUGAAUGAGCUCAUUAA